This is a messenger RNA of Diabrotica balteata, 2637 nucleotides long. The record is from the annotation of a GenBank genome assembly. NCBI's taxonomy places the organism in Eukaryota, Metazoa, Arthropoda, Insecta, Coleoptera, Chrysomelidae.
AUUCUGUAUACUUAAUAUUUUGACAAGUUGAGUUUGAACGUGUGACUGGAAAUAUCAAGAUCUGUCUGCAAUUCCGCAGAUGAUCGUGUAGGAGAUGAACGCAAUAUCGCCAAAAUCCUCUCUGGCUAAACUAGGACUAUUCGGACGACCAAAAACUAUCAAGGUCAUGGUACUGGGACAAGGGGGUGUUGGAAAAUCAGCUAUGGUUGUCAGAUUCAUAACAAGACGUUACAUCGGCGAAUAUGAUCCCACUUUGGAAAAAGUCUACACUUUUCACACGUCUAUCGACAACGAGUUAGUGUAUUUUGAAAUAUUGGAUACUGCUGGCCAACACGAAUCAGAAUGUGUCGGCCUAGAAGCCAACAUCAGAUGGGCAGAAGCCUUUAUCCUCAUGUACUCCGUUACGGACAAAUGUUCCUUCGACGAAUGCCAUCGACUUAAGUUCCUCAUUAACUACAAUAAGAGAAGACGGCGGCUGGGUAGUCCCAUCAAAGAAGGCUGUGGGGACGUACCGGUCGUACUGGUAGGUAACAAAACAGACCAACUCGAAGACAGAAUGAUCUCCUCCGAAGAGGGCCAAAGAAGAAGCAAAGAAAUGGGCUGUGUAUGUUUCCACGAGAUCUCCGUUAGGGAAAGUAUUGAACAGGUAUGGGACGUUUUCAGAGACGUUUGUCGCUUUUGGAGAGUCCACAGCAAAAAUCCUUCGAAGCUGCGACGUAGCGCUAGCGAAAAGGAUCCCAUUUCUCCAGAUACCAUCAGGUUGUUGUGUUCCGCAGCUGUCUCCCCGAGUAGUUUGAUUCCUUAUGGAUGUAGAACUUCAGGUACCAUCUCGAGAAGAUGGACAGAAGACGAACUGGUAGAGCAGGACGAAUCAGAAACCAAUGAUAGCGCCACCUCCAGUCCACCCGAACCGACUACGCCGUUUCGGGAGCGAGCUUCAACCGACGGCCUCAUCCAUCAGAAGCCCUGGAGAUGGCGAUAUCCCCCGCCUAGUCUCUCGACCGAUCUCAGCGGGUUCACAUCGAGAGCCAGCAGGAGAAUGAGCAUCUCAAUGAAGGGGAACAAUGCUAGUUAUUAAGAAAUGUUGUAUAUAUGUAUUCGAAAGAACGGGAAAAUAGGUUAUAAGGAGGUGGAUUUUUUCACAAACACCCAGGUUCAGUAAGUAACAACAAAAAGUAAAUGAUACCAGAAAGGAAAGUAAGAAAAUACAGAAAUAUUCUGCACUAGUAUUCUAGAAUAAAGGGUUGGGUUUAUGUUAUCUAGGAACUUAAAAUAAUAAAAUGUCUUAAUACCAAUCCCGAGUGUAUUAUUUAUUAUUCUACAAGCGUUUAUAUAUCCUUUAUUGGCUGACCUUUGUGGUGUUUGUUAAAAGAUUCAUAAGAUUGCAGUGUUCGUUAAUCAUCUCAAAAUAAAAAAUUCAAUUGUUGUAUACGUUAAGAACUGUUAAUGAAUUUAAAACAUGUUAAACAGAAUGUUUAAAUAUUUUUUCUGGGACCAGUUGUUGCCAAAAAAUACAUACAAGUAGUAACUGCUUACAUGUGAUAUGAAAGACAGUGUUCGUUCAUACUCAUGCAAAAAUAUAUCACCAAUAAGAUUCAUUUGAACGAGUCUAACAUCCAGUUUGAACAAUACCAACCGCCAGAAAUGUCUCGUAUAUAUCUAGACACCUACAGACCCUCUAGACCCUAUUUGCAUAAUAUAACAAUUCAUUUAUGUACAUAAAUAUCUGUUUGAAAGCCAUCAAAGCCAUUUUGACAAUACCAAGACCAACGUAGACAAAACUUGGGCUAUUGCAUAUGUAUAGGUCAAGGAACUAUAGGUAUCUACGAUAGUGGUUUCUCAUGUCAUAAAAUGCGGAAUUUUUUGAUUUUUCCAAAAGCAGCAUGAUAUUAUGGAUAUAGUCUUAUAGUUCGGUUGAAAAUGAAUUCUUCGGCGACAGUUUGGAGAAAAAAAUAAUUUAUAUAAGUUGGUUAUCGAUUAAUCCAUAUUCCAAUUGGUGAAACUCUGCUUGUGCAACGACUGCGUUGUAGGCGGGAGUGUUUUGAUGAAAAAAUUUGUUGCGUAAAAAAACAGGACGUUUUUUCCUUAAAUCGGCGUCAAAACAGUCUAGUGGAGCUGAAUAGUUAUUGUUAUAACCUUUUUUAUUCCAAAUCAUAAAAUUAUAAUUAGUUGUUGUUUUCCUUUCAAAUUUUGAAGCGCGACAUGCCUUGAUUGAAGAUCAAAUCCAAGAAAAAUUCGAUUUACACCUUUAUCAAAUGCUAAGUUCAAAUAAGCGGCGUAUUUCGAAAUGCAUGUGUAAAGAUGCAGGUUUCCAGACCAUCUGGAAAUUAUUAGAAAACAUUUUAUCAAUAUAUAGCUAUUAAAUCUUAUUUGAGCAAGUUCAAGAAUACCUAUUAUGUUCUCUCUGUCUCCUGCAAAGAUAAAAAUAGUUUAGUAAUGAGAAAAAUAUUAUAAGAGCCAGAAGAAAUAUUAAGACCAUUUUGAAUUUUCCAUUAAAAUUUUGUCUAUGCCUAAACAUACGAAUAAAAUAAAUAAAUAUAUGUGAGUAUAUUUACUCUAUUUUUCUUAUUGUUCCUAUUUUGAAAUUAAAAAUUUAUGAAUGGGUUUAUAUUUGUGAUUUUUUUUUGAGAAAAUCUG